AAGACGGAGGUAGCCAGCUUGCCCAAUGCGUACGCCCGCGGGGCGGGCCGGCGGCUCGAGGGGCGGGGCGCAGCGGGCCUGGCCGGGCAGCCAGAAGCGUCUCGCGAUAGGGGCGCGGGUCGGUUACCGACAGCCGGGCGGGCUCAUGGAGGGCGCGACCGGCGAACUGGCCCCGCUGCUGGGCGCGCGGCAGGCAGCGUUCGCGGGCCGGCGGGCGGCUUGCGCGGCCGUGCUACUGGCCGAACUGCUGGAGCGCGCCGCCUUCUACGGCGUCACGGCCAACCUGGUGCUGUUCCUCAACGGCACGCCGUUCCUCUGGGAGGGCGCGCAGGCCAGUCAGGCGCUGCUGCUCUUCAUGGGCCUGGCCUACCUGGUGUCGCCGUUCGGAGGCUGGCUGGCCGACGCGUGGCUCGGCCGGGCGCGCGCCAUCCUGCUUAGUCUGGCGCUCUAUCUCCUCGGCAUGCUGGCCUUCCCACUGCUGGCCGCGUCCUCCACGAGAGGCGCGCUCUGCGGGGCCCCGCGCCCGACGCGCGUCCGCAACUGCUCGGCGCUGCCCUGCCCCGACGUGCCCACCCGCUACUGCGCGCCCGCCGCGCUCUCGGCGCUGGCUCUCGUGGGGCUGGGCGUGGGCGCCGUCAAGGCCAACGUCACGCCCUUCGGCGCGGACCAGGUUAAAGAUCGAGGCCCAGAAGCCACGAGAAGAUUUUUUAAUUGGUUUUACUGGAGUAUUAACCUGGGAGCAAUCAUUUCGCUAGGAGGCAUCGCGUACAUUCAGCAGAAUCUGAGCUUUGUGACCGGCUACAUCAUCCCGACAGUCUGCAUUGGCACCUCUUUCAUGGUCUUCCUCUGCGGCCAGAAAGUUUUCAUCACCAAGCCUCCUGAUGGCAGUGCCUUCACUGAUAUGUUCAAGAUCCUGGCAUACUCAUGCCGUCCCCAAAAGCGAAUUGGAGAACAUGGUCAUAGCAGUGAAGGCAUUGGAGUCUUUCAGCAAACUUGUAAACAAAGUCUGUUUGAUUCAUGUAAGAUGUCUCAUGGAGGGCCGUUUACAGAAGAUAAAGUGGAAGAUGUGAAAGCUCUUGUCAAGAUUGUCCCUGUUUUCUUGGCUUUGAUACCUUACUGGACAGUGUACUUUCAAAUGCAGACGACGUAUGUCUUACAGAGUCUUCAUUUGAAGAUUCCAAAAAUUUCCAGUAUUACAACCAUUCCUCAUACGUUUCCGGCAGCUUGGCUGACCAUGUUUGACGCUGUGCUCAUCCUCCUGUUAAUUCCCUUAAAGGAUAAAGUGGUUGAUCCCAUCUUGAAAAGAAAUGGCUUACUCCCAUCAUCCUUAAAAAGGAUCGCUGUUGGAAUGUUCUUUGUCAUGUGUUCUGCCUUUGCUGCAGCUUACAUAUUAAUUCUAGGAAUUUUGGAAAGCAAAAGGCUGAACCUUGUUAAAGAGAAGACCAUUAAUCAGACCAUCGGAAAUGUCACUUAUUUUGCUGCUGAUCUGCCAAUAUGGUGGCAAGUCCCACAAUACGUGCUGAUUGGCAUCAGUGAAAUAUUUGCCAGUAUAGCAGGUCUGGAGUUUGCAUACUCGGCCGCCCCCAAGUCCAUGCAGAGCGCCAUAAUGGGCUUGUUCUUCUUCUUCUCCGGCGUUGGGUCGUUCGUGGGUUCAGGACUAUUGGCGCUGGUGUCCAUUAAAGCUAUUGGAUGGAUGAGCAACCACAAGGACUUUGGUAAUAUUAAUGGCUGCUAUUUGAACUAUUACUUCUUCCUUCUGGCUGCUAUUCAAGGAGCAACCCUCCUGCUUUUCCUUGUUGUUUCUAUGAAAUACGACCGCCAGCGAUCGAGAGCAAAUGGAGUGCCUGCCAGAUGGAGGACCUGAUGUUCCUGAAGUCCACGCUGGGUCUGUUAGUCGGACAGCUCACGGCAGGAACUGGCUGGGGACGCACUGAGAAUGGGGAGGAUUUCAAGUUGCCAUAAAAUGUCUGACAGUCUUAAACUUGCAUGAUACCUGGGUUGGUUUCCUCUUCCCCUCCGCCCACAUGAGCUAGGUAAGUGCCUUACUAUGACCCAUCUCCUGUUUUGCUGGGCCCUCCUGGAGCAGGCGAAGCUUGUGGCUUCUCAGCAGUGCUGACCUCUGUUAACUCUGCAGCCGGUUUCCUCUGGUGGAAACCCACAAUGGACAUCACAAAGUCCUGGGAGACCAUACAUGUGCUGGCUGGCAUCCCGGUACUCUUAAGUAUUAUAAUUUCUUUCCCGUAUGAUCUCACUUUUUUUUCUCUUUGAUUAACAUCUACUUAUAUUGAAGACUGGAAGAUGUUUUAAGAGAGGAAGGUACCGUCAGUGCUGCAAAGGUUUUGUACAAAGGACAUGUUUGUGGUUUCUUUCAAGCCACACAUCUAGCCAUUGCCAGGUUCUUUGGUAUAGGCUGAUACUGAACAUAUUUCAUCUGCUGCUUCAGAAAAUACUUAUUUUUUAAACUAUUGACAGUGCUUUUUUUUUUUUCAUUAAGAAAGAACAUGCAUCAAAAACUAAGACUGUGUGUCUAACUCAAACUUCAAAACAACUUAGAGGGCAUUUUAAACCUCACCUAGUCAGUCUUUAUGCCUCGUUUUAUUUUGGGUGUCACUGGACUAGAGAACGAUCAUGGGGGUGUAAGGAAAUAUGCUUUUCGGCAGAAUUCCUAUACUAAAGGGUAAUUGGAAGGGUGGACGGCAGACCUGCAUUGUUCGGUAGUCACUGACUUUUGUGUUAUUUCAUGUGUAUGUGGGAUUCUAAUUUUGUUAAGUAAACUAUUCUUUGUUGCUGUAGUUCUGAUGCAACUUUAUUAUAAAAAGCACCUCAAAUUUGAGACCUCUGAA
Molecule: messenger RNA, 2843 nt
Organism: Manis javanica (Malayan pangolin)
Lineage: Eukaryota; Metazoa; Chordata; Mammalia; Pholidota; Manidae
Source: RefSeq, a predicted model, not a curated record